Molecule: messenger RNA, 966 nt
Organism: Opisthocomus hoazin
Lineage: Eukaryota; Metazoa; Chordata; Aves; Opisthocomiformes; Opisthocomidae
Source: RefSeq, a predicted model, not a curated record
AUGGUGAGCACCCGGAAAAAUGAAUGGACAGAUGUGGACAGGAAACGAGUUAUGAAUGACAUCAUCACAACCAUGUUCAAUAAAAAAUUUAUGGAAGAGCUGUUUAAACCACAGGAACUCUAUUCCAAGAAAGCUCUGCGAACAGUGUACGACCGGCUAGCUCAUGCUUCGAUCAUGAGGCUGAACCAGGCGAGCAUGGACAAGCUGUAUGACCUUAUGACUAUGGCUUUCAAAUACCAAGUGCUGCUGUGCCCUCGGCCCAAAGACAUUCUGCUGGUCACAUUCAAUCACCUGGACGCCAUCAAGGAUUUCAUACACGAUUCCCCUGGCAUUCUGAACCAGGUGGAUGAAACUUUCCGACAGCUGAUUGAAACAUACAGCUGUCUCUCUGCUGGGGAAUUUCAGCUCAUCAGGCAGACACUCCUCGUUUUUUUCCAGGACAUGCACAUAAGGGUCUCUAUCUUUCUGAAGGAUAAAGUGCAAAACUCUAAUGGUCGCUUUGUGCUGCCAAUAUCAGGCCCUGUUCCUUGGGGUACAGAAGUUCCAGGACUUAUCAGGAUGUUUAAUCGCAAUGGCGAUGAAGUUAAAAGAACUGAGUUCAGCACUGGUGGAAAUUAUGUUACGCCACAAAAGGAAGGAUCUUUUGAUCUUUAUGGAGACAGAGUCCUCAAACUUGGAACAAAUAUGUACAGUGUUAGUCGGCCAGUAGAGACACAGAUGUCGGGAUCAUCCAAAAACUUGGCAUCCAAUGCGAAGGAGAAUAUAGUCCCUAACCCGCUCGCUAAAGAAGAACUGAACUUUUUGGCCAGGCUGCUGGGGGGUCUGGAGAUCAAGAAACCUGGUGGCAGUGAGACAGGAUUUCGACUGAAUUUGUUCACAACUGAUGAGGAGGAAGAACACGCUGCCCUGACUCGACCAGAGGAGUUGUCGUACCAGGUUAUCAACAUAGAAGCCACGCAGGGCUAG